GAAAAACAUAAGAAUUAAGCUUUGAGAAUGUCUCUGGGAAGUCAUAUAAUGCAGGAAUAUAACAAAUUUUAGAAUGGGAAACUGGGAGUCUUUUAAUUAGUGGCAACUGCUGCCAAAAUCUCAGAUACAUGUUUUUAAAAUAUUUGUUUUGUUUUUGUUUUUACAAUGUGUGAGGGAUGGAUGUGGGAUGGAUUCCAGUUUCUUUUUGCCAUGGAUACAAGGACUGGCAAGUUAUCAGCAUGAAUUAAGGAGGACAAAAAAAAACUUCAUCUCAAUGUUAAAUUCAAAUUUGGAGGAAUGACCAUGGUGAAAAGGACGGGACUGGUAUUUUCACUGGUUUACUUUAUGGGAUGGCUUUGGCUCACUUCUCAGCAGGUCCUAAGAAUUGGGGGCAUCUUCGAGACCCUUGAAAAUGAGCCUAUAAGCGUUGAAGAACUAGCCUUUAAAUUUGCUGUAACCAACAUAAACAGGAACCGGACCUUAAUGCCAAACACCACGCUGACCUACGACAUCCAGAGAAUAAACCUAUUCGACAGUUUUGAAGCCUCCAGGAGAGCAUGUGACCAGUUGGCACUGGGAGUUGGGGCUGUGUUUGGUCCAUCUCACAGCUCAUCUGUCAGCGCAGUUCAGUCUAUCUGUAAUGCACUGGAAGUCCCUCACAUCCAGACUCGCUGGAAACACCCCUCAGUGGACAACAAGGACAGCUUCUACAUUAACCUCCACCCUGAAUAUACCUCUAUAAGCAGAGCCGUGUUGGACAUAGUGCAGUUCUACAAGUGGAAAGCUGUCACUGUAGUCUACGAGGAUGCAACUGGUCUGAUUCGUUUGCAAGAGUUGAUCAAAGCUCCAUCCAGAUACACCAUCAAAAUCAAGAUCCGGCAGCUUCCAUUAGGCAGCAAGGAUGCCCGUCCCCUGCUGAAAGAGAUGAAGAAGGGGAAGGAGUUCUUUGUUAUAUUUGACUGCUCUUACCAAACAUCAGCUGACGUUUUAAAACAGAUCAUGUCUAUGGGGAUGAUGACUGAAUAUUAUCACUACUUUUUCACCACAUUGGACUUGUUUGCCCUUGACCUGGAACCCUACCGCUACAGUGGAGUCAACAUGACUGGAUUCAGACUGCUCAAUGUGGACAAUCCUAAAGUGGCUUCAGUGCUGGAGAGGUGGGCCAUGGAGCGACUGCAGGCUCCCUCCAAAGUUGAGACUGGAAUGAUGGAGGGAAUGAUGACAACCGAGGCAGCUCUGAUGUAUGAUGCAGUUUACAUGGUGGCUGCUGCCUCACAACGCACCUCGCAGCUCACCGUCAGCUCUUUGCAGUGCCACAGACACAAACCUUGGCGCUUCGGAUCACGCUUCAUGAACCUGCUCAAAGACACACAAUGGGACGGUUUGACGGGACAAAUUGCCAUCAACAAGACAGAUGGCCUGCGCAAAGAAUUUGAUUUGGAUGUGAUCAGCCUAAAGGAGGAUGGUUUGGAGAAGUCAAUGACGGGCAGCCGCCUAAAUAAAGUGUGGAAAAAGAUUGGUGUCUGGAACUCCCAGAUGGGCCUUAAUUUAACAGAAACCAGCAAGGACUCUUCUACAAAUGUCACAGAUUCAAUGGCCAACAGGACCCUCAUUGUCACUACUAUUCUGGAAAACCCUUAUGUCAUGUAUAAAAAAUCAGACAAGCCUCUAUAUGGGAAUGACCGCUUUGAGGGUUAUUGCCUUGACCUCCUCAAAGAGCUCUCCAACAUUUUGGGCUUCUCCUAUGAAGUAAAACUGGUUUCAGACGGAAAAUACGGAGCACAGAAUGACAAGGGGGAGUGGAACGGCAUGGUUCGAGAACUUAUCGAUCACGUGGCUGACCUUGCUGUAGCCCCUCUUACCAUCACGUACGUCAGGGAAAAGGUGAUAGACUUCUCCAAGCCCUUCAUGACCUUAGGAAUUAGCAUCCUAUACCACAAACCUAACGGCACAAAUCCAGGAGUGUUUUCCUUUCUGAACCCACUGUCUCCUGAUAUCUGGAUGUAUGUAUUGCUGGCAUGCCUUGGAGUCAGCUGUGUGCUGUUUGUCAUUGCCAGGUUCACUCCGUAUGAAUGGUAUAAUCCUCAUCCCUGUAAUCCAGACUCGGAUGUGGUUGAAAACAACUUUACUCUAAUCAACAGUGUCUGGUUUGGAGUUGGAGCACUUAUGCAGCAAGGGUCCGAAUUGAUGCCAAAGGCCCUUUCAACGAGGAUAGUAGGAGGAAUAUGGUGGUUCUUUACACUGAUCAUAAUUUCCUCAUACACUGCCAAUCUGGCUGCUUUUCUUACUGUGGAGAGAAUGGAUUCCCCGAUUGACUCAGCAGAUGAUUUGGCCAAGCAAACCAAGAUAGAGUACGGUGCUGUAAGAGAUGGGUCUACCAUGACCUUUUUCAAGAAAUCAAAGAUUUCAACCUAUGAGAAAAUGUGGGCAUUUAUGAGCAGCCGAAAAAACACAGCUUUGGUGAAAAACAACCGGGAGGGGAUUCAGCGGGUCCUCACCACUGACUACGCUCUUCUCAUGGAGUCUACCAGCAUCGAAUAUAUCAGCCAGCGCAACUGCAACCUUACACAGAUUGGAGGCUUGAUAGAUUCUAAGGGCUAUGGCGUGGGCACUCCAAUUGGCUCCCCGUACAGAGACAAGGUCACCAUUGCCAUCCUGCAGCUUCAAGAAGAAGGAAAGCUGCAUAUGAUGAAAGAGAAAUGGUGGAGAGGGAACGGAUGUCCCGAGGAGGACAGCAAAGAGGCCAGUGCUCUGGGUGUAGAGAACAUAGGAGGAAUCUUUAUAGUGUUGGCUGCAGGACUUGUUCUCUCAGUUUUUGUGGCGAUUGGAGAAUUUAUUUACAAAUCCAGAAAAAACUUGGACAUUGAGGAAGUAAGUGUGGGCCAGUGUGAAUGGCACAACAAGUAUUAACAUGUUAUGAGACAGUCAAAGACUUCCUGGAACCUAAUAAAACUUUAUGUUAUCAUAUUCUUCACAGGACUACAGUAAUCAGAGAGCCAAUAAAAUAAUCCAGUCUGAUUAAACCUAUACCUAAAAACCGCAUUGCUACAAUCAAUUAAUAUGUUUUCAACACAAAGUAUUGUGUUAGUAGUUUUUAUUGUAGAGAACACACUGAUGUUAGUCUUAAUUCAAAUAUUACAUUAGAAUCCCUUUUUUUUCUGAUAACAAUUGAUCUCAAUCUUGAUACUUGAUUUUUUUUGGGCCUUGCCAUAUUUUCUGGAAUGCGAUGUAAAAUUGUUUUGCAUAUAAGGGGCAUUACUGUAAUGCUGUCACAUUUUGGGUAAUUGUAGAGGCGUGAUAUUAUUUCAGUCCUCUUUUUCAGCAGAGCAUUGCACAGAAACUUUCAUUUAAUGACUGUUCAAACUGUUUAUGAAUGAUUUUUUUUUGUUGUUGAAAAUGUUCAUGAAGUUGAUUUACGUAUCUUAUUUUUCUUGU
Cyprinodon variegatus (sheepshead minnow) is the source of this 3435-nucleotide messenger RNA. RefSeq names its product glutamate receptor ionotropic, kainate 1. The record is from RefSeq and is a predicted model, not a curated record. Gene Ontology annotation, molecular function: kainate selective glutamate receptor activity; transmitter-gated monoatomic ion channel activity involved in regulation of postsynaptic membrane potential. Gene Ontology annotation, biological process: modulation of chemical synaptic transmission; synaptic transmission, glutamatergic; monoatomic ion transport. The coding region runs from base 298 to 2910 and encodes 870 amino acids. Gene Ontology annotation, cellular component: postsynaptic membrane; presynaptic membrane; kainate selective glutamate receptor complex. The transcript has 16 exons. NCBI's taxonomy places the organism in Eukaryota, Metazoa, Chordata, Actinopteri, Cyprinodontiformes, Cyprinodontidae.